Molecule: messenger RNA, 1419 nt
Organism: Oncorhynchus nerka (sockeye salmon)
Lineage: Eukaryota; Metazoa; Chordata; Actinopteri; Salmoniformes; Salmonidae
Product: cilia- and flagella-associated protein 251-like
Exons: 3
Coding region: 1-1419 (472 amino acids)
Source: RefSeq, a predicted model, not a curated record
AUGGCUAUCAUUGACAGAGGUGUUCUAGAAGCAUCCACACAGCAGGAACAUGAGGAAGACAGAGGUGUUCUAGAAGCAUCCACACAGCAGGAACAUGAGGAAGACAGAGGUGUUCUAGAAGCAUCCACACAGCAGGAACAUGAGGAAGGCAGAGGUGUUCUAGAAGCGUCCACACAGCAGGAACAUGAGGAAGGCAGAGGUGUUCUAGAAGCGUCCACACAGCAGGAACAUGAGGAAGGCAGAGGUGUUCUAGAAGCGUCCACACAGCAGGAACAUGAGGAAGGCAGAGGUGUUCUAGAAGCGUCCACACAGCAGGAACAUGAGGAAGGCAGAGGUGUUCUAGAAGCGUCCACACAGCAGGAACAUGAGGAAGGCAGAGGUGUUCUAGAAGCGUCCACACAGCAGGAACAUGAGGAAGGCAGAGGUGUUCUAGAAGCGUCCACACAGCAGGAACAUGAGGAAGGCAGAGGUGUUCUAGAAGCGUCCACACAGCAGGAACAUGAGGAAGACAGAGGUGUUCUAGAAGCGUCCACACAGCAGGAACAUGAGGAAGACAGAGGUGUUCUAGAAGCGUCCACACAGCAGGAACAUGAGGAAGACAGAGGUGUUCUAGAAGCGUCCACACAGCAGGAACAUGAGGAAGGCAGAGGUGUUCUAGAAGCGUCCACACAGCAGGAACAUGAGGAAGGCAGAGGUGUUCUAGAAGCGUCCACACAGCAGGAACAUGAGGAAGACAGAGGUGUUCUAGAAGCGUCCACGCAGCAGGAACAUGAGGAAGGCAGAGGUGUUCUAGAAGCGUCCACACAGCAGGAACAUGAGGAAGACAGAGGUGUUCUAGAAGCGUCCACACAGCAGGAACAUGAGGAAGACAGAGGUGUUCUAGAAGCGUCCACACAGCAGGAACAUGAAGGCAGAGGUGUUCUAGAAGCGUCCACACAGCAGGAACAUGAGGAAGGCAGAGGUGUUCUAGAAGCGUCCACACAGCAGGAACAUGAGGAAGGCAGAGGUGUUCUAGAAGCGUCCACACAGCAGGAACAUGAGGAAGGCAGAGGUGUUCUAGAAGCGUCCACACAGCAGGAACAUGAGGAAGACAGCAGUGUUCUAGAAGCGUCCACACAGCAGGAACAUGAGGAAGGCAGAGGUGUUCUAGAAGCGUCCACACAGCAGGAACAUGAGGAAGGCAGAGGUGUUCUAGAAGCGUCCACACAGCAGGAACAUGAGGAAGGCAGAGGUGUUCUAGAAGCGUCCACACAGCAGGAACAUGAGGAAGGCAGAGGUGUUCUAGAAGCGUCCACACAGCAGGAACAUGAGGAAGACAGAGGUGUUCUAGAAGCGUCCACACAGCAGGAACAUGAGGAAGACAGAGGUGUUCUAGAAGCGUCCACACAGCAGGAACAUGAGGAAGACAGAGGAACAUGA